AAGUCAUGCCCUGGAGACACUUUUGUUUCCUCUUCCCAGAAAGGAGCAAGACAGGACUUUUCAGGGAUGCCAGAGGGUCAAGGCACUGUCCCCAACUCAUUGGACCUCAGCGCUGGCCACAUCUGUAAAACUUUGGACUUCUCCCAGAGUGGAGCAGACCCCAGUGGGUCAUCAGGGACAGGGGGGAGUCCAAAGAUCCAGGGGACCCCCCCGGCCCACAACGCCAGUUCCUCAGGGAUGACUGCAGGGAGGGUCAACCCUUAUAGUAUAGUAUCCUCAGAAGAAGACGGCUUGCAUCUAGCCACGAUGCCAGGAGCCAAUGGCUUUGGCAAUGGUAAAAUCCACACACGCCGGAAGUGUCGCAACCGCUUUGUCAAAAAGAAUGGUCAGUGCAACAUUGAGUUUGCCAACAUGGACGACAAGUCUCAAAGGUACCUGGCUGACAUGUUCACGACAUGCGUUGAUAUCCGGUGGAGAUACAUGCUGUUGAUUUUCUCUCUUGCCUUCCUGGUUUCCUGGUUGCUCUUUGGAGUGAUUUUCUGGGUUAUCGCUAUUGUGCAUGGGGACCUGGAGAGAUCCUCGGACGAGAGGAACUACAAGCCAUGCAUUCUCCAGGUGCAUGGCUUCAUGGCCGCUUUCUUGUUCUCCAUUGAGACGCAGACAACCAUCGGCUAUGGCCUCCGUUGUGUGACUGAGGAGUGCCCCAUCGCCGUGUUCAUGGUGGUGGUACAGUCCAUCGUUGGCUGUAUUAUAGACUCCUUCAUGAUUGGGGCCAUCAUGGCCAAGAUGGCCAGGCCCAAGAAACGGGCCCAGACCUUGCUCUUCAGCCAUAAUGCCGUGGUGGCCAUGAGAGACGGGAAGCUUUGCCUUAUGUGGCGGGUGGGGAACCUGAGGAAGAGUCACAUCGUAGAGGCUCACGUCAGGGCUCAGCUGAUCAAGCCAAGGGUCACUGAGGAAGGGGAGUACAUCCCCCUUGACCAGAUUGACAUUGAUGUAGGUUUUGACAAAGGCUUAGACCGCAUCUUUUUGGUGUCCCCCAUUACCAUCCUCCAUGAGAUCGACGAGGAGAGCCCACUGUUUGGCAUCAGCCGACAGGACUUGGAAACCGAUGACUUUGAGAUCGUGGUGAUCUUGGAAGGGAUGGUGGAGGCCACAGCCAUGACCACGCAGGCCAGGAGUUCCUACCUGGCUAACGAGAUCCUCUGGGGUCAUCGGUUUGAGCCUGUCCUGUUUGAGGAGAAAAACCAAUAUAAGAUCGACUAUUCUCACUUUCACAAAACUUACGAGGUCCCAUCCACCCCCCGUUGUAGUGCCAAGGACUUGGUAGAAAAUAAAUUUUUGCUCCCAAGCACCAACUCCUUUUGCUAUGAGAACGAACUGGCUUUCAUGAGUCGGGAUGAAGACGAUGAGGAGGAGGAGGAUAGUCGAGGUCUGGACGACCUGAGCCCUGAAAACAGACAUGAGUUUGAUAGACUGCAGGCCACAAUAGCCCUCGAUCAGAGAUCUUACAGAAGGGAGUCGGAAAUCUGACCCCUGCUGGUCCAGUCUCUUCAUCUUCUCUUUUCCCCUACAAUCCACCCAGGUUUAUGCAGAACAUUGUUAAGUGCCAUAGGGAUGGUUGAAGAUUUUAGUAGUGUCUUAGUAGUUUCACAUGUUUCAUCGCAAUAACCUUGGAAGGGUUGGCAGGGAGAGGGAUAGGAAGUCAUAAGCAGAGCCCUGAGGGUUUAGACUUCCAGCCCUAGCUGUCUGGAGCGUCUUUCCCCAAGAUUCAGUGAGUGGGCUCAGAAGGGGAAAGGUAAUGCCGCCCCCAGGGGCUGGACAGGGGCCUCAUUCAGCACCCAGGGCUUUUCCCUUGGAUACCUGGUAAGACAGCAAAUAGCUCCUUGAAGUCCAAGGUCACAAAGAAUCUCAGUGUUGUAUAGCCUGGAACCUAAUCAGGUUAGAACAGACUGAGAAUUAACCUUAUGCCUGGCCAGGAGACACAGUUGAGCUUGCCUGGGGAUGGCAGCUGGGUAGGUGCGAUGCUGCACGCUGGUUUUUAACUUAGGGGGGAGACAUCAGGUUUUUAAUUUUUCAACUUAGCGCUGGUGAGACUGUUUACAAAAAAUAUAUAUUAAAUUAAAAUAUAAUUCCAAAAAAGGACAUUUUUUAAUUAAAAAAAAUGCCCAUAACAGAGCAGAACAGCAGAACAGAACUUCCCUCCCCCCAGUGGAAUGGAACAGCCAAAAGGAGGCCCCCAGCAUCUGGCUGAAGGCAAUCAGGGAUACACUGGAAGACUUCCUGGGGCAAGAACUGUCUCUUUUUCCUUGAGAAGGCUCCAUCCAUCCCAGGGAAGUGGACGCCAGUUCCCACCUGUGGGGUCAGCAGCAGCAAGCACAAUUAUCUACACCAUAGCUCAUGUUGCUCAUAAGGAAAUGUAGAUUCCAUUUGUAAUAGAAAAGCAAAACCAUAUUAAUAACAAUAAUAAAAGCUAAAAAGUAUGGUUGGGGGGGGAGGGUUGGGUCAGGGGAAGGGAUUGGUCUAAGAUCUCUUUGCACCUUAGAGAUACAUUUCAGUGUGAAUCAUACCCAUCCCCCUUCGUGUGGUUUUGGAGGCCACCGCUCAUUGUUUCUCUGAGCCUUUGGAAAUGGUAGGGAUUUGCAACGUUGGGUUUUAUUUUUAUAUUUGUUUUCCUUAUUUCUUAACUCAACCACCCAACUGUCUGAACCCCAAGAAAUCCAUGUUACAUUUUGAGUUGAGCAAAAAAUAGGUUAUUGCUUACUCUAUCUUGGUCUCCUGAGGCAGUGUGAUAUAAUGGGAGGAAUCUUGGAUAAGGAGUCUGUAGACCUCUGACACUUGUCAGGUACAUCACUUAAUCUCUAGAGCCACGGUUUGCUCAGUCUGUAGAAUGAGGGAGCUAGGUUGGAUUAUCUUCCCUGGUCUCAUCUAACUCUAAAAUCCUAUGAUCUUUCUUCAAUAAUUGGCAGUUGGGGGAUUUGUGAAUUGCCACCUUAGAUAAUCAUGCCAUGUGUGGAGGUGUGUCUGUCAAGAUUCCCAAAUAGCAGAAGGAAAACCAGGAGGGAAACUGAUAAAAUGGAAAAACCACACUCUGGUUCAAACCAUCUUCACUCUCCAGGCACUUUGAAGCGGGUUGUGCGCACAAAGACGCUCAAAAUUGUCCGGCUAAAGUUUCUUUUUACCUAACCAUGAUUCACCCUUUUUAAAUGUUCCAUGAUGUACCUCCUUAAAAAAAAAAUCUCAUUCUUUCCCCUCUGCCACUCUUUAUGUAUCCCGCCUUCUAGGCAGUGACUGUGGCGAAUCAGCAACCAAGCCACACACACACACACACACACACACACACACACACACACACACACACACACACAGCACUUUAGGGGAGGUUUGUGGGGAGGCCCAGUCCAGGUGUCCAGUGUGAUGUUGGCGACUUGCCAUCCCAUCCUCUCUCUACCCCAGAAUGCUGGCUAUUUUAGAAAAAAAAAAAAGAAGAGAGCAUGUAUGCUAUUCUCUGCCCUUCCCCUGGAUGUCCUGGCAGAGGCAUUUCCAAUAUCACCCAUUACUAAGUGGAAAGGAAAAGAAUUUAGGAAAGGAGGAGUUAGGUAUCCUGGUCAUCCCUAACUAACUUAGGUCGGGCAGUGUCAUCCAGGGCUGCCCAGAAGUAGCAAGUAACCUGGCUCGAUAGAAAGACAGAUAGAUUUGGAGUCAGAGGACCUGAAUUCGAAUCCUGAUUCUGCCAUUUAUUGUCUGUGUGACCUUGGGCAAGUCUUUUUGCCUCUAUGAGCCUCAGUUUUCUCAUCUGUAAAAUGAGGAAUUUGGACUAGCUGCCCUCUGAGGUACCAUCCAGCUCUCAAACCGAUUCCCCCAAAAUGUUCAGUGUUUAUCCUUAAAGCCCCCUGCUAAUUCUCUCUGUUCCCUGAUCACCCUUCUAGUGCCUACUAAUGUCCAAGUCUGAUCACUUCAAGCAGACUUAGUAUGUAACCUCCCCUGAGAGUGUUUGUAUGUAAUUUAAAAGAAGCACACAAGAAGGAGGCAAUUCUCAGCCCAAAUGAAUGUAUUUCUAGUAGAAUUUGAGGCACUGGGGCCAGUGAUAAAUUUGGGCAGGGGGUUAUUCCCAGCAUCUAUGUCAGUUGCCACUUCUUCUGUCUACGAACGAGGCCAUUUAUUAUUCUCUGAUGGACUUCCAGAAUGAGCCAGCUGGCUGGCCACGGGAACCCUGAGAUAGAGUUACAAUGUUUCAGGGCUGGUGACCAAGUGCCAUCUGGCCCAAUUCUGGCCCAGGAGGCUUCGGAAUCCAGACCCAGCAGAGCUGAGCCUCGCCAUCCAGAUUUCAGGAGUGGGAAAGGGUUUUCUUAGGUGACUGGAAGUCAGUGAGUAGACAUUCCAAACCCUCCCACCUCGGAAUGUUUGUUCUGGAGUUUGGCUUCAUUUUCAACUUCUUCUUUCCCCCUGACUUGGGAAAAAAAAAAAAACAACAACCUGGAAUGUCAGAUCUUGAAGGAGUCUGAGAGGUUAUAUAGUCCAUUCAACAGAAGAGGCUAAUCAGGACCAGAGAGUUCAAGAGGCUUGCAAGUGGUCACACAGCACAUUAGGGUCAGGACCAGGACUAGGACCUAGGAUUUCUGGCUCCUGAUCCACAAUUAAUUCAGUGCAGCUGACUUUUUUUUCCUUUUUUAUUUUUUUAACAGGAGGGGAGGGAACAAAGGAUCUGAGGGAAGGGGGAGGAGGAGGGUAGCAUUUGCUUUCCCUUGCCAAUCAUAUAGGGACAAUCCAUGUCCUUUCUCCAUCUCCUUUCUCUCCAAGGCUCAGCCCUUGUCUCUGUUUCCACCUGCUUCUUUGCAGCCAAUCUCAGACGCUUCUCCCCCUUGAGCUUCCCCAUGACUGAUAACCAUAUGACCCUGGACCCAUCUUUGGUAUUUCCAAGGCAGGAAAUAGAUGCCUGCCUGGUCUCACCCAUUCCAGCUGUCUCAAGACCCAGGACCCUGCAAAGGCAGGCACUGACUUCCCACUUCCUUUCUACAGUCUGGGAUAGCUUAAGCAAUAGUAAGGGGUGGGAGCGGACAUCUUGCGUGGGGGGAGGAGGGUGGGUGCAGAGGGACAGGCUUCUCUUAUUUAUUUUUUAACUGCUUUUAGGUUCUUUCCAAGGUGCAAAAAUGCUGCUGUAAGUGUUCUUAGAGGCUUGAUGAUUUCUUAAUCUACAAGAUGUGACUAAAGAAUAAUAAGAAUGAUUUUUUGUUAAAGUAAUAAACACACCGGAAUUUAUCCAUCCAAAUUUGA
This is a messenger RNA of Phascolarctos cinereus (koala), 5271 nucleotides long. Lineage: Eukaryota; Metazoa; Chordata; Mammalia; Diprotodontia; Phascolarctidae. The record is from RefSeq and is a predicted model, not a curated record.